This is a messenger RNA of Lotus japonicus, 5481 nucleotides long. RefSeq names its product disease resistance protein RPV1-like. Gene Ontology annotation, molecular function: ADP binding. The record is from RefSeq and is a predicted model, not a curated record. The transcript has 6 exons. The coding region runs from base 213 to 4133 and encodes 1306 amino acids. NCBI's taxonomy places the organism in Eukaryota, Viridiplantae, Streptophyta, Magnoliopsida, Fabales, Fabaceae. Gene Ontology annotation, biological process: defense response; signal transduction.
UAAAUUGAUGCAUCAUGCAUGACGAUGAUGUCGUGUUUUUAGUGGCAGACAUGUUGGUAUCUUGGGCCACACAAGUGGGUCACAGAUAGUUGUCAAUGUUACCUUUUCACCCUCCAACUGUGUUUGGCAGAACCAUCCAAUGCGUGUUACACCCUUGACUUGAGUCAAGCACAGUUGAGCAGAAGGCAAGACAAGCGUGAGAUUUGAUUGCAAUGUUGGGGAGUUCAUCAUCUUCUUCGUCUUCUACAAUUGCUAUGGUUCCUUCUCCUCCAAAGUAUGAUGUGUUCCUGAGCUUUAGAGGGCCUGACACGCGUUACAACUUCACCAGUCAUCUUUAUGCUGAACUCCGGAAGAAAAAGAUUGAAACCUUCUUAGAUCACAAACUAGCCAAAGGCGAUGAGAUCUCACCAGCACUCCGCAAAGCAAUUGAAGAAUCCAGGAUUUAUGUCAUCAUUUUCUCACAACACUAUGCUUCUUCCUCAUGGUGUUUGAAUGAACUCACUACCAUACUCGAAUGCAAGAAGAGAUAUGGAAGGGAUGUCAUACCAGUUUUCUAUAACGUGGAUCCAUCAACUGCCAGGCACCAGACAGAGAGUUAUGCAGCUGCUUUUGUUAAGCAUCAACUGCGAUUCAAGGAGGACGUAAUUAGCGCGUGGAAGGGUGCUCUAGCCCAAACAGCUGGACUCUCCGGCUGGGAUUCAUUAGUCACCAGACCAGAUCCCCUACUUAUUGCAGAAAUUGUGAAAGAUAUUUUUACAAGAUUGGGUCGUUCUUUCUUAAGUGAUAGUCAUCAAGGAAUAGUUGGAGUUGACAAGCAUAUUGCACAAAUUCUUCCCUUGUUGCACCUUGAGUCAGCUGCUGUUCGGAUCAUAGGAAUAUGGGGCAUGGGAGGAAUCGGUAAAACAACAAUUGCUCGUGCAGUAUAUCACAGACUUGCUGCUCAGUUCUGUUCUAGCAAAUUGGUUGUAAAUAUUCAACAAGAAAUAGAAAGAGAUGGAAUACACAGGAUCAUAUCCAAAUAUUUGACAGAGCUUUAUCAGGAAGAUAACACACUGAAAAAGGUUCUCCUCGUUCUUGAUGAUGUGAAAAAUUCGGGUCAAGUUGCAGAAUUAAUUGGAGAGUGCGGCAACUUCAACUUCGGCCCGGGAAGUAGAAUUAUUCUGACUAGUAGAGACAUGCAAGUGCUUAAGAAUGCCAACGCUGAUGAAAUAUAUGAAGUCAAGGAGAUGAGUUUUGAAGAUUCUCUACAACUCUUCAGUUUAAAUGCCUUCAAAAGAAACGAUCCCUUAGAAACUUAUAUAGACUUAUCAAAAAAAUUAUUAAGUUAUGCUAAAGGGAUUCCAUUAGCCCUCAAAGUUUUGGGCUUAUUUCUUUAUGGUAGAGAAAGGAAAGCAUGGGAAAGUCAGUUGGUAAAGCUGGAAAAGCUUCCUGAUCCUGAAAUUAUAAAUGUGUUGAAAUUAAGUUAUGAUGGGCUUGAUGAUGAUCAAAAGGAUAUAUUUCUUGACAUAGCUUGCUUCUAUUUAGGACAUCUGGAGGAGUCUGUGGCACAAACACUGGAUAGCUGUGGUUUCUUUGCUGACAUUGGCAUGGAGGUUCUCAAAGAUAGGUGUCUUAUUUCUAUUUUGGAAGGUAGAAUCGUGAUGCAUGAUCUAAUAGAGGUAAUGGGAAAAGAAAUAGUUCGUCAACAAUGUCCCAAUGAUCCUGGAAAACGCAGUCGAUUAUGGAACGAUGAUCAAACAUAUGAUGUUUUAGGCAAAAAUAAGGGGACAGAUGCAAUCCAGUGUAUAUUCCUCAACACAUGCAAAAUAAAAAAAGUUAACCUACAUGCUGAAACUUUCAAAAACAUGACUAAUCUGAGAAUGCUCCAGUUCUAUAAGUCUCGUGUCUUUUCCCUUGAAUCGAAUGUGAUCCUUCCUGCAUCUCUUGGAAGUCUCCCGAAUCAUUUAAAAUUUCUUCGUUGGGAUGGAUUUCCCCAAAGAUAUUUUCCGCUGGACUUUUGUCCACAAAAUCUUGUUAAACUUGAUAUGCGCGAUAGCCAUCUUGAACAACUUUGGGAGGAAGAUCAGGAUUUACCAAAUUUGAAAAGGCUGGAUCUUAGUUAUUCUCGGAAGCUGAUUCGAAUACCAAACCUUUCAACGUCCCCAAAUAUUGAAGAAAUAAUUCUCAGUCAUUGUGAAAGUUUGGUUCAAAUUUACUGCUCCGGAUUCCUCAGCAAGCUCAAUGUUUUGCGUUUAAAUGGUUGUGUUAAGCUUACGAGUUUAAAUCUUCCUAGCAAUAUUCUAUCGGAACGUUCUGGAUUAGUUGUUCUCUAUAACUGUCGCAAACUCAAAACAUUUUCAUUCAGUAGGAGAGCCGAAGUGAUUGAAUCACAUGGUUGUCCGCGACCGCAUCAGAAUAUAUUAUGGGUUAAUGGAAUAGCUCAAUGUUCUCUAGGAGUAGGAAGGGCUUUUGGAACCUCUCAGCUUUAUAGGGCAUUAGGUCUAGAGACCGAGGAAUAUUCUUCAGAUGCUUUUGACCCCAUUCUUAGUAUUGACAGAUAUGAAAAUGAAUGGGCAGAUAAUGCAUACUCACGGGAAAUUGAAGUGGUGAGAGAAACUGUGUCUUCACUAUUUCCCAGUCUCCAUGAGCUUUGUUGGUUAGAUCUGGAUAGUUGUGAAUCCCUUAAAAGCCUUCCAAUUGACCUUUGUAAGUUGAAAUUACUAAGAAGACUUUAUCUUAGUGGUUGCUCAAAUUUGGAAAAAAUCCCUGAAAUUGAGGAGACAAUGGAAAAUUUAACAGUGCUUGUCUUAGACGAAACAGCGAUACUGGAACUACCUUCAUCCUUGCACCAUUUGGUGGGGCUUGAAGAAUUGAGCUUGCACAAUUGCCAAAGGCUUGAGACUAUUCCAUCUUGCAUUGGAAGUCUCACCAAACUCAGCAAGUUACGCCUUACCUGUUGUGAAUCACUUAAAACUUUCCCAAGCAGCAUUUUCAUGUUGAAGUUGACAAAACUAGAUUUGAGUGGUUGCUCAAUGCUAAAGACCUUCCCAGAUAUCUUGGAGCCUGCAGAAAGUUUUUCUCACAUUAUCUUAACAAAAACAGCAGUUAAAGAACUGCCUUCAUCAUUGGAUUGUUUGGUUGGACUUCAAACCUUGUGUCUGAACUUGUGCAGUGAUCUGGAGUCACUUCCAAACAAUAUCGGUAAUCUGAGCCUUCUCUCUAAGCUUGACUGUUCAGGCUGUGGCAAAUUAACAGAAAUCCCAAAUAGCAUUGCUCGUCUGUCAUCAUUAAGGGAAUUGUCAUUGCAAGGAACCGGAAUCGUGAACCUUUCAGAGAGCAUUGCUCAUCUAUCAAGCUUGGAAUCACUUGAUGUAAGUGAUUGCAGAAAUCUUGAAUGUAUCCCACCGCUUCCACCACUUCUGAAACAGUUAUUAGCCUUUGAUUGCCCAUCCAUUAGAAGAGUGAUGUCAAAUUCAAGGUUUAAACACCCAUCAAAUUCCAAAGAGGGUGCCUUCAAACUUCAUUUCACCAAUAAUGAAGAACAGCAUCCAAGUGCUCAUAGUAAUAUUGUGGCCGAUGCCAGGUUUAGGAUCACCCAAAAUUCAUAUGGCUCUGUGUUCUAUUGCUUUCCAGGGAGUGUGGUUCCUGAUUGGUUCCCUUAUCGUUGUGAGGGACAUUCAGUAACUGUGGAUAAAGAUUCUCUAAAGUGGUGCAAUGAUCAUAGGCUCCUUGGUUUCGCUCUGUGUGUCGUUUUGCGACUUGAAGGCACGGAUGAUACAAAAUAUAAAUCUGGUGAAUUUAGAUACACAUUAACAUUCAAAUCUGAUGGUCGCACACACAUCCUUCCCAACCAUGAUCAGCUAAACAACCGUUUCUAUUGGAAGGGUCGAACGAGAUAUGUCGGGCGAGAUCACACAUUUCUAUGGAAAUAUUACUUAAUGGACUCUGGAAACAUCGAUAACAGGAUCUUUCAAUCCCACAACUUCACUUUUGAGAUCAGCAAGCGUAGCCAUCGGCUGUCAUCUAUUGGAUCGGGUCCUGAGGUGAAAGAGUGCGGAAUAUGUCCUCUUUAUACCAACGAAAAAGAUGAUAAUGGUGACAUUGAUGACUAUUCCAGACUUUCAAAGAAUGCAGUAGGAAGAGGCAAUGUCUAAGAUGAAACAUUUAGCUGUGAAUGACGACCAUAUACCGUCAAAUGCAGAGAAGUUUUUCCAUGGUCCAUGUUUGAACAGCUAAUUGUAAGAUGUUUUUUGUCACUGAUUUUGAUUUGGGCAUUUCAAAUUCAUUUGGAUUUGGUGGACACCACUCUGUCUGUUAUUUUCUGCACUUGAAAGUUGAUCUGAAAUACAUUUUAAAGUUUGGCAUGAUCUGAGCCUGCUUCUUCUAAUUGAGUCCAUGAUCUGCAAAUGUUGUAGGCAUGUAGUGUGUUAAUUGAGGGCUUCAAAGUUGAUCUGAAAUACAUUUUAAAGUUUGGAAGUAUUUGGAACAGAUAUUGUGUAACAGAUAAACAACUUUUUUAGUAUAGCUUGAAUCUUGAAUUGCUUUUGAAGUAUGGAACAGAUAUUGUGUUAUAAUAACUCUACUUAAGCCUUCUUCCUUAGUAAGGGUGUGUUUGGUUUCCAGUUGAAAGCACAUUCAAUUGGCAUAUUUGGCUUUCCAAGACAGUUUUAUCCAAUGCACUGUGUUUUGCCUAUAUGUUGGCAAAACUGAAGUUCAUCGUCAGUUGCACAGAUGUAUAAUUUAUCAGUAGAUACGUCAAAGAGACAACUAUGGCUUGCUGGUUAUUCUUCAUGUUAAUUGGAUGUAUUCAAUCAUGCCCAAGAUUGGGUUGGUGAUUUUUUUUUGGGUUAAAAAAAACUAGGGUCAGGGAUGAUGCCCAGUUCAAGGCAGGAAAAACUGACCACUUACAUAAAUACUUACAUUUACCACACCUCAAGGGGACUAGCGGAGAUUUGAACUUGCAACCGAUCGGGUUCAAAAAAAUUCGAUUUGUAGUCAUGUCUGCAUUGGUUGAUAUAUGGACAAGUGAGAUGUCCAAGCUCAGAGAAAAGAAUCAGAAGAACAAUUACUCUGCUACUGCUCAAAAUGAAGAAUCUAACCAAAGCUUUCAAGAAAAGGACAACAAGAGUUCAACUGCUAAACUCAUGCAGUUUAACAAGCCUAGGUUCCAGCUUUCUGAGGCUACACUUUCCAUGCUUCUUGAGUGUUUCAACGCUUGAACAAUAAUCAAAUACUACUACUACUACUACUUAAGAGUGCCUUUUUAGUUUGUGUUUUAACCCUGUGAAAUGUUGUGAUGAGUUUGUAUAUACUGUUAUUUCAAAGUUUGCAAAAUUGACAUCCCUUGUUAACUUUCUAUGAGUCAGUGCGAUUGGCUAGGCUAAGGACUUUCAGAUAUUUUGUACUUGGUCAUAAGUUGAUAAUUUUGAUUUGAACUCAUUUUGGGUUUUAUAUUUAAUUAUAGACAUGUAUCAACAUCGAAUGAGACUUUCAAUUUAAUCA